Archocentrus centrarchus (flier cichlid) is the source of this 4304-nucleotide messenger RNA. RefSeq names its product sorting nexin 29 (gene snx29). Lineage: Eukaryota; Metazoa; Chordata; Actinopteri; Cichliformes; Cichlidae. Gene Ontology annotation, molecular function: phosphatidylinositol binding. The coding region runs from base 389 to 2896 and encodes 835 amino acids. The transcript is spliced from 21 exons. The record is from RefSeq and is a predicted model, not a curated record.
UCCCUUUUUCGCAGUGUCACAGGCUGCAAACUGAAAACAGUCGUUUUCUGCUCGAAACGGUCCACCACACUUUAGACACGACCUUUAGCUGUUUUAAAAUUAUACUCCGGUUUGUGCUUGUGGCACUUUACCUGUUUAUUUGGCUGUGUACAACUCCUGCAUGUCAGAGUGGUAGACUCACACAGCCCCAGCGGCUUACCGGCAGGCCUCGCUGUUCACCGACUGACCACCAGUCCUCACGCCGCCGUUGGGUGGGUCCGGCUCGGCCACAGAGGCAGCAUGGUCCCGGUGCAUCGCUAGCCUCGUGUGAUUAAAAGCGACAGCAAGGGAUGAAUGGUAUCUGUGGUGAACUGUUUAGCUCGGAUGUUACUGGAGUUUGUUUCUAAGAAUGAACGGCACCCAGCAGAGUGAUACGAAAAGGCAGCACCUCCUGGAGAGGCUGCUGGAUGCUGUAAAGCAGUGCCAAAUCCGCUUUGGAGGAAGAAAGGAGAUUGCCACAGACUCAGACAGCAGGGUGAUCUGUCUGUGCGCCCAGUUUGAAGCAGUUCUGCAGCAUGGUCUGAGGAAGAGCAGAGGUCUGGCCCUCACAGCUGCUGCUCUCAAGCAGGCUGCAGGCUUCAGCAGCAAGACUGAAACAGAGUUGACUUUCUGGUUUUAUGUAAAGGAGCACCUGAACCGCCAUGAGCUCCAGCGAUUUUACUCCCUACGCCACAUCUCCUCAGAGCUUGGCCGAGGUCGCGCCUGGCUGCGCUGUGCCCUGAACGAGCACUCGCUGGAGCGCUACCUGCACACACUGCUGGCUGACCGCCCACGUCUCGGAUCUUACUAUGAAGACUGGGCUUUUGUGCUUGAUGAAGAGAGAGCAAGUAUGCUUCCCACCAUGGCUGCAGGUUUGAACUCCAUUCUGUUUGCCAUUAACAUUGACAACAGUGACCUGAAUGGCGGUGUAACACGUGGAAGCUCCUCAGUGUCGCACCUCCUCAAGGAGUCCACGCAGGGCAUCGGCAGCCUGUGGAAAGAGUCCACUCAGGGGGUUAGCAGCCUGCUGCGAGAGAUCAGCACAGCCACAGCUGUGGUGCCCGGCUUCACCCCCAAAGGGGAUGGAGCUUCCGACCCACUCCCUGUGGUGCCCCGCAGCACAUCUGCCGACUCAGGGCUGAGGAAGGAGCGGCGGAAGAAAAAAAAGAUCACCAACAUCAUUUCCUUUGAUGAUGAUCUGGAUGGAGGAGCUGAGGAUGAGGAGGAGGGGGAAGAGGACUCCCAGAAGAUUGGUGGGAUAAGGAAGAGUCACACUGCUCCUGCUCAGAGCAGUGUGGAGGAAGGGAUAGACCCUUUAGAGCCAGUCUUCUCUGAGUUGCCUGCCCAGAAUGGCGUGGCUGAGCCAGGCAUAGUCAGCUGGGUGGGGUCCCCCCAUGCCUGCCGCACACCUCCCAUAACAACACCUCCGCUGCUUGACAGUAAAAGUGUAGACAACGAGGAGGAAGAGGAAGAGGAGGAGAUAUAUAAGCCUAGAGCACAAACCCAAGAGGAGGAGAGGAUACCGUCUGAUCAGGUGGUGGUGGGCAGUUUGUCCAGUGUGUCCACGUGGAGCCCGCUACAGGUCAUGGCUGGACACAGCAGCUCAGACAUCCUCAUUCCUGUGAACCCUGCUGACCCUCAGUCAGUGAGCUCUGUGGAGGACACAGCUGCAUUUCCUGUUCAGUGCGAGUCGGCAGGAUCAGUGGGCAACUGUGAGAGCGGCGGCAGACCGCAGCUCACAUUCAAUAUGGAGUCCAGUCCACCAACGCAGUCUGCUCCGCUUUCCAGUGCGCUGUCAACAUCUGCUCUGCCCGAGUCCAUGACAGUGGUGGAGCUGCGGCAGGCCCUUGUAGCCAUGAUGAACAGGAAGGACGAGCUGGAGGAACAAAACACGUCUCUUCGUAGUCUGCUGGAUGGUGAGAUGGAGCACUCAGCAGGCCUGAGGCAGGAAACUGAUCUGCUGAAGAAGAAGCUGGCAGAACUGGAAGAGAGGCACUCAGCGAAGGUCCAGGCGCUGGCCAGGGAGAACGAGGUCCUGAAGGUCCAGUUGAAGAAAUAUGUGGGGGCGGUACAGAUGCUGAAGAGAGAAGGAAGCCAAGGCAAUGAUGCCCUGUCGGUGUUGCGGUCAAGUGAAGAGCAGGCCCCCAUUCCGCAGAAUAAGUCCAUGGGUGACAUUGAGGAGCUGGCUGCUAGCUAUGAACGCAAACUCAUCGAGGUGGCCGAGAUGCAUGGUGAGUUGAUAGAGUUUAAUGAGCGCCUGUACCGUUCACUCAUGGCCAAAGACCACCUCAUAGUCCAGAUGAGACAGGAGCUCAUUGACCUGAGAGGACCGGUUCCAGGUGAUUUAAGCCAGACGUCAGAUGACCCCAGCAUGUCAGAUUUUGAGACGGCUCAUCGCGCUCUCAUCAACGUAUGGAUCCCCUCUGUGUUCCUGCAAGGCAGAGCUGCCAAUGCCUACCACGUCUAUCAGGUGUAUAUCCGCAUCCUGGACAAUGAGUGGAAUGUGUACAGGCGUUACACCGAGUUCAGGGAGCUCCACAAUCAUCUGAGAUCACAGUUUCCACAGGUGGACACCUUCAACUUCCCACCCAAGAAAGCCAUAGGGAACAAGGAUGCCAAGUUUGUGGAAGAAAGAAGGAAGCAGCUGCAGGGCUACCUUCGCAUGGUGAUGAACAAACUGAUCCAGGCGCUGCCAGAGUUCACAGCCAGCCCCACCAAAGAGACACUGCUGCUGCUGCUGCCUUUCUGUCAAGACUCGCCCCAAGCAAAUGAUGGUGGAGCCAAGACAUCGCGGUCGAAAACUUCAUCACGUUUCCCCAGAAUGGGCCGCAGGAACACCCAGGAAGCCAGACAUGAACCUCAGAGUGGUGACCUUUAACCCCAGAGCCUUUGAACUGAAAUCUGUGCGUAUGGUUGAUGGGGACAAUGGUGCAGUGCUGGUGGACUGUGAAUCACAGGCUCGACAUGUGAAAGGACAUUCAGAGCAUCUGAUGGAUGCUAAAGAUGUUAGAGAUAAAAUGCCUCGGUCACCUAAACUUACACUGCAGGCAAUUCCAGGAGAAUAUAAAAAGGUUUCUUUGUGGUGCCUGGCUAAGUAAGGGAUGAAUUACUCCCCUGAAACUGCCUAUUAAUGGACCCAAUCAAAUAGUGUCUUUUACCUCACUGAGAGACCAAAAGACUCUCUGCCAAGACUCUUUCUAAGACUCUAUAAACUGCACAUGGACUUGCCUGGAAUCCUCUCUAUUUUCUGAAACACACUGGGGACAUGUUUUUCUUAUUCUGCUAAGUUUUGUAGUGAAAGUGUUUCAUGGUCACAGUGCCUACAGUGUUUGUAGCUGCAUUCCUGCUCUGAGUAGGUAGGGAUGGGUAUACAUGUGAAGAGCGGGAAAAUUAAAGUCUUCUCUUGGAAAUGAACUUUUUUUUUCCUUCAGCUUACGUCUCAGCAUUAUAGUGCCAUUAUACUUUUGGACAACACUGAUUCACCAUCAGUGGCGUGGACCACCAGGCAAUGGGCAUUCCUUCUUCCUGCUUCUGAUAUAUUACUAUGGCUUUUAUAGAAAAUCUGUGAAACAUGUAACAUAUCUUAAUGUUACCAGGGAUUCAGUAAUUAUCAAAAAGGUCAGAAAUUCCACAUGUGAAAGGAUUAGGUUUAAAAACUCCUGGUUAAAUCAAAAUAUCAAUAGGACUGUGAAAAUAUAUGGUUGGGGUUUGACUUUCAAAAAGAAAAAGAAAAAUCAUAAGCCUCCCUUUUCCCUCCCCCUCAUAAGUUGUGAAUAGCCUCUUGUGAAGAAAGACCAUAAGUGAGUGUAAAUUCACAUGUCCUCAAAAAUAUUAUAUCACACAGUUGUCUUAGUUCAGUUGAUGACUUUGAUUUACAGUUAUAAGAAAAAGAUUGUGAACCCUUUGGGAUAACCAGGAUUGUGGAUUGCCACUUUUUAUGAAUAAUAAAUGCAGGUCAUUCCAAAGGAUUCGUAAAACUUUCCCUGCGUACACUAUAUGGACAAAAGUUUUGGGCCACAUUUUUAAAUUCAGGUGUUUUCAGUCUCAUUGCCACAGGUGUUUAAAAUCAGUCACCUAGCCAUGCAGUCUGCCGUUACAAAUAUUUGUGAAAGAAUGAGCUCACUGAAUUCCAGUGUGGUGCUAUAAUUGGAGAAAUGUAUUAUGUAAUGUAUUGUGAGAAUUCAUCACUCUUUGAUCUUUCACCAUUAACUUUAAGUGGUAUAAUAACAAAGUGGAAACAUUUUGGAAGCACAGCAGCUCAAGCCAUGAAGUGGCAGACAGCAUGU